Messenger RNA from Serpula lacrymans var. lacrymans S7.9, 397 nucleotides. RefSeq lists its product as uncharacterized. The record is from RefSeq and is a predicted model, not a curated record. Bases 74 to 232 code for a protein of 52 amino acids. Lineage: Eukaryota; Fungi; Basidiomycota; Agaricomycetes; Boletales; Serpulaceae. The transcript has 2 exons.
UGAGGAGUCACAACAGAUUUUUUCAGGAUAUUUACCGUCUGCAUAUGGUGCUGGUGUUUAGACGUUUAUCAUCAUGAUUGAUUGGAGUAAGGACAGCAAAUGGACCAGGAUACUCACAGAAAAAUGGACGAUCUCCCUUCGAAUCAUACUUCCUGCAAUACGUCAGAUAACACAGGUUCAACCCGUCACAAGAAGAACAUCAUUACGAAUAUAUUGGUUUAUUCAUAUAUGACGUAGAAUACCACAAUAUUUGGGCGCACCUGGAUCUUGGCGGUGUGUGCGAACAUAAACCAUUUGCUAACCAUCAACUUGGAUGCCCAAUAAGAAGAAACACACAAGAUUUGACUACGGAGUUGUAGAUAGCACGAAAGUGAUAUUAUAUAUGUCUGAGCACCUA